AUGUUCGCCUCCGUCUCCCGUGUCGCCGUCCGCCAGGUCUCGGCCCGUGCCGCCCUUCCCUUCUCCACCUCGGCCUUGCGCGCCUCCGCCGCCGCUGCCCCUGCCCCUGCGAAGAGCGAGAUCAAAGCACGACCCGCCUCGAUCUGCCCCGCAGGCACCAAGAUGGAGGGCCUGUCGGUGCUCAAGGACCAGGACGACCCGGUUGCGCUCAAGGACGAGGAGUACCCCGCCUGGCUGUGGACUCUGUUGGACAAGGACGAGGCCGCUGCUCCUACAUCCAAGACGCAGAAGGGCGAGACUGACUUUGUGGCGGUGCGCAGGCGUCUGCGUGCUCAGAACCGGUCAGCAAUCAAGGCUUCCAACUUCCUCAAGACGACCUAG
Molecule: messenger RNA, 381 nt
Organism: Apiotrichum porosum
Lineage: Eukaryota; Fungi; Basidiomycota; Tremellomycetes; Trichosporonales; Trichosporonaceae
Exons: 3
Coding region: 1-381 (126 amino acids)
Cellular component (GO): mitochondrial large ribosomal subunit
Molecular function (GO): structural constituent of ribosome
Source: RefSeq, a predicted model, not a curated record